Messenger RNA from Cutaneotrichosporon oleaginosum, 350 nucleotides. RefSeq lists its product as uncharacterized. The record is from RefSeq and is a predicted model, not a curated record. NCBI's taxonomy places the organism in Eukaryota, Fungi, Basidiomycota, Tremellomycetes, Trichosporonales, Trichosporonaceae.
CUUCCUCCUUGCCUCCUACUAGCUCUCAUGAAUGUCUCACUUCGUCACUUGGCCUCGGACCUUAACGGCCACCUCCGAUAUCCAUCUGACCAUGUAACUCCGAGGUGCGAAACUCUUGCAACUCUGCAUCGCGUGCCGUAUCGCCCUAGCCUCCCAGCGCGCCCAGCGCCCAUUCCCACCGAUCACAGGGCGCAGAGGCCAGAGGUCAAGUCCGGCGCUCCGGGCUCCCUGUCGCAAACAUCAGCCACUGACGCCGGCCUCUCGGACCGUAGUCUCUUAAUCCACCUAAUGCCCAAUAGGCUGGGGCAUCGGAUGUCGCCGCCAUAUUAAUUUUGCAUGCAUCAUGACUG